AUGAAGUUUCGAAGAUCCAUGAAAAGCGACGGCAACAUCAAGCACGACUCGGCGAAACCUGUUCAGCUCUCCAUACCGCAAAAAGACGCCAUCGCAAUAGAGCCGCCGAAGAAGGUCAUCAAGGCGUUAUAUGACCACAACGCGCCUGACAACUCCGAUAUAUACCUCUCCUUCUCCGCCGGCGACUUCCUCCACGUCUUGAGCCGGGAGAACGAUAUAGACUGGUACGAGGCAUGUAACCCUCUGGCGAAUACGAGAGGGUUGGUGCCGGUGAAGUACUUUGAGAAUGUGGGCAAGACGACGGUACGGGAUAGUGGGGACUCGUCGAAUAGUCUGAGCGCAACACAUGAUAGUGGAUAUGCAGAGGGCGCGACACCGGGCGCGAGGAGUGUAGGGACGUCGAGGUCGAGUACCAUGAAUGGGAGUCAUGGGAUGGAUAGCAGACCGCCUAUGCCUGGACAUCGAGCGAGUAGUUCGGUCAGUAAGAUGGCGGGAGGGAUAUAUGGUAUUGUGUCGUAUGAUUUCCAUGCUGAGAGGCCGGACGAAUUGGAUGCGAAGGAAGGUGAGGCGAUCAUUGUGAUAGCGCAGUCGAAUCCGGAGUGGUUUGUUGCGAAGCCUAUAACACGAUUGGGAGGGCCAGGAUUGAUACCGGUAUCGUUUAUCGAGCUGCGGGAUAUGGCUACGGGAAAGGCGAUAGAUGAUUCGACGGCUGCGGUGCAGAAGGCGGGGAUACCUAAGGUUGAGGAGUGGAAGAAGAUGGCGGCGGAGUAUAAGAACAACAGCGUCCCGCUUGGCUCGGUAUCGAGCAGUCAACAAUCUCAAAUGCAGCAAGGCAUGGAGCGGAUGAGUUUGAAUGGCCAGCAACAACAGAGUUUCGGCGGGCAUUCGAGACAGCCGAGCAACUAUGCCUACCAGCAACAACAGCAGCAAGGGCUUUACGCGCCGGAGAGAGCAUCGGUACCGAGAUAUAUCUUUGCAGACGACAAGUUCCAUUUCAUUGUGGAGGCAAGACUAUCGAAUGGCACGCAUUGGGACCUGCAGAGGGUAUAUGAGGACUUCUACGAGCUGCAGAUCAACCUCAUCAAUGCCUUUCCGGAAGAGGCUGGACAGGUGCAGAAUAAGCCGAGAACACUGCCAUACAUGCCUGGGCCGGUCAAAUUUGUUACAGAUGGUAUCAGCGAAGGACGACGGGCGAAUCUGGACGAGUAUCUACGAGAUCUUCUUGCGCUGAGUCAGAAGAUCACGACUUCCUCUUUAGUGCGGAACUUCUUUGCACCACGAGAGAAUGAUUACGAGGUGGAUCCGAACGCUGUUGACUUGGAUAUACAUGCACGGCCGAAGGACCCACGGGAUAGAUACUCGGCGGCAUCCCAAGGAUCAUACCAGAAUGGCGCGUACCCACAAGCCCCGCAGCAUCAACGGCAACUGUCACAGCAAUCGCAGCAGCAGCAGCAGGGUCACCAGUACUCGCAAUCGCAAGCCUCCGUGAAUGGUGGUCCGUAUGGUCAACAUCAACGAGGCAUGUCAAGUCAGGGUGUGAAUCACUACCGCACGCCUUCCAAUCACGGACAGCAGCAGCAAGUCCCGACCACCUCCACCCCCUCCCUCUCCUCCACCGCCCCCUCAACAACCACGACCACCCAAAGCACCAGCAACAACACCUCCGCCCCCGUCAAAGUCAAAGCCUGGUUCGACCGCGACACCUGCGUCGUCAUCCGUAUGCCCCCCCGCAACGCCUUCCGCUUCUCCGACCUCCAUCGCAAGAUCGUGGAGAGGAGAAGACUGGAGUAUAAGGGCCAGGAUCAGAAUGAUGAGGAUUUGGAUAUUGAGUAUAGGGAUGAGAAGGAUGGGGAGUAUUAUCGUCUGGAAGGGGAUGAGGAUUUGGAGAUUGCGGUGGAGCGGAAUGAGAAGUUGACGCUUGCUGUUAGGGCCGCGGGGACGUGA
Recurvomyces mirabilis is the source of this 1944-nucleotide messenger RNA. It is a transcript of the gene BEM1, whose product is annotated as bud emergence protein 1. The coding region runs from base 1 to 1944 and encodes 647 amino acids. The record is from RefSeq and is a predicted model, not a curated record. Gene Ontology annotation, molecular function: phosphatidylinositol binding; protein-macromolecule adaptor activity; protein binding. Lineage: Eukaryota; Fungi; Ascomycota; Dothideomycetes; Mycosphaerellales; Teratosphaeriaceae. Gene Ontology annotation, cellular component: mating projection tip; cytoplasm. Gene Ontology annotation, biological process: conjugation with cellular fusion. The transcript is spliced from 2 exons.